AUGAUCCUGGCCGCCAUUUGUGGAACUCUGGCAGGAGAGUACAACUAUCAGGUAAACAUGCUGCCCUACUUCGAUGUGGCCAUGCUGCAGACCUAUUUGGAUGUCGAUCCAGCAAGUGCCAGGGGUGAACACCUCAUGGACGCAGGCCGCAUUGUCUUCUCGGAGGGUUCCCACCUGGACCUUCAGCAUUCCAUGGGCUUCAUGGACACGGAGACUUGGUGCGUUGCACCUGUGACGACAAGAAACCUCGAUGGCAACAGCACCAUGCCCGCCGUCGUUGACUUCUGGGCCAUCGGCAAGAACUGUUGCACAGGCAGCACUGGGGGUGAUUUUCGUUGCGGUUCGCUGCUGACUCAGAUCUGCUUGCAACUGCUACGUUCAGACAUGCGUGACGCCGUUUGA
This is a messenger RNA of Symbiodinium pilosum, 402 nucleotides long. The record is from the annotation of a GenBank genome assembly. NCBI's taxonomy places the organism in Eukaryota, Dinophyceae, Suessiales, Symbiodiniaceae.